Messenger RNA from Gossypium arboreum, 1149 nucleotides. Its product is annotated as B3 domain-containing protein REM5-like. The coding region runs from base 110 to 961 and encodes 283 amino acids. The record is from RefSeq and is a predicted model, not a curated record. The transcript is spliced from 4 exons. Gene Ontology annotation, molecular function: DNA binding. Lineage: Eukaryota; Viridiplantae; Streptophyta; Magnoliopsida; Malvales; Malvaceae.
AAGAUGUGCCGUUGAGCAUCCCAAGUUUCAACACAAUGCCUGAAAUAAAUGCAAGCUUCGUCAGUUUCCCCAAGGAACUAGAACAUCUCAACUCACUUUCAACGCAGCUAUGUCCAUUGCUUUAUUUUCUCCCACUAUUCCUCACUUCUUCCAACCCCUCUUACCAGGCUUCCACCUUUCAAUCCCUCUUUCAUUUUUCAAGGACUACUUAAAGGGUCAAAUUAACUGUGAAAGUGCCGUCCUGAGAAGCUAUGGAAGAACAUGGUCAGUGAAGAUUAGAGACCGGAGAUUUGAAGAUGGGUGGCAAGAUUUUGCACGAGACCAUGAUUUACAUGUGGGCGAUUUCUUGGUGUUCAGAUAUGGAGGAAAUAUGGUUUUUGAUGUUGUGGUGUUUGAUACUAGUGCCUGUCAAAGACAAUAUCCACUAUUAGCUACCCAAACCCAACAAACCGCAAAAGAGAUUGGGAAACAACAUGAGAAACGGACAAGCACUUCGGUCACCCUUGAAAGCCCUCAUUUUGUGUCAAAUUUGACCCUUGAAUCCAUGAAAAGCUUCAGACUGAAUAUUCCAAGAAAAUUUGCAAGGUCCAAUGAUCUGGACAGAUCUUGUGAGACGGUUCUUGUUGAUGAACAAGGUCGGUCAUGGAUGGCAAGUAUACGGCUCAAAGAUUCAGACGGUCAAGUCUACAUUGGACGCGGUUGGAGAAACAUUUGCAUUGGAAAUAGCCUCGGUUUAAAGGAUUGUGUCAAACUUGAGCUCAUUGGAAAUGGAAUUACGCCUAUAUUUAAACUUUAUAGUAUGUUAAACAAAUCUUGUUUAUCAAUUCGGGAUUUGUUUUCUCCCAGUAUUACUGAUCAAACAACUCUUUUUGUUUUUCAGAGGUUGCAAGCAACUCAGAUGCCAAAAAGUUGCCUAAUUAUUUUGGUUCCAACGCUGGUUGUUCAGGAGGAUCAACCAUAAUUUUAGAAUGAAUAGCAAUUAAAUGAUAAACAGUGAAUCCUAAGCAGACAGGCCAAGUAAAAUGUUGUUUUGUCUUAUAUAUUUUGCACUGUGCUAUGAAAGUGAAAAGGUGUGGAAUUUGAAAUUAAUAUGUAAUUCUGUGCUGAUGUGUUAAUAAAUAGCUUAAAUAUGUUGCAAAACUGAAAUAA